This is a messenger RNA of Electrophorus electricus (electric eel), 1867 nucleotides long. RefSeq names its product interleukin 34 (gene il34). Gene Ontology annotation, biological process: positive regulation of cell population proliferation; positive regulation of protein phosphorylation; positive regulation of monocyte differentiation. NCBI's taxonomy places the organism in Eukaryota, Metazoa, Chordata, Actinopteri, Gymnotiformes, Gymnotidae. The record is from RefSeq and is a predicted model, not a curated record. Gene Ontology annotation, molecular function: macrophage colony-stimulating factor receptor binding.
GGGUCUGCAAGUGCACGGCCACUUGAACAGGGUCGGCGUGGAAAGCAGCCUGUUGGGAGUUUCCAGAUCGUUUCUGUAUUGCUAAGCAGGGUACUAUCAGAAAGUGUUGAAGGGGAUUGAAGCAUUGGGCGAGUCGCAGUCACUAGAAAAUUGCGCGGUUACGUCCAUGUGAGCAGCUACAGAAACUGAGAUUAACAAUCAUACCGCUUAUGUGGUUUCGUUCUAAGCAAAACCCGCUCACCGAAAAGUUGGUCCAGCCGGAGGAUCUGGCUGAACAAGUGCAUCUGAAAGACCACAUAAAACCAGCCUUUGACUAGCAGAUCAACUGUCAGUGACUGGCUGAAAGUGCAUGUGCUUGUGCCCUUUGUCCCGGAACAGUCAGUGUCUGCACUGGAAUAGACUUCUCCAGAGACUAGGGCCUCAGCGGAAGUAUGGUCUGGUCCAAGGUUUGGAUGCUCAGGGGGCUUUUGGUUGCUGUAGGUCUGUUGUGGACAUUGCCUGUCUGGGUGAGCUCUGUGCCGAACACACUCUGUGGACCUCUAGAAACUCUGAGACAACAGCUCAGCUCCACCUUCAGGAGACGAUAUCUGAAGCACAACUUUCCCAUUAACUACACCAUUCAAGUGCAUUAUGAGGAGGUCUUCAAGCUACACAACAUCAGCAGACUGAGGAAUGAAAACGAACCUGCGGAAGAUAAAGAUUUACAGGAGCUGUGGCUCAUGGUGGCUAAGACGGGAAUAAAACGCAUUUUGUGGGUGCUGCCUGAGAGACACCCGACGAGACGCAGAUACCUCGCAGACCUCGAGGGCCUGUUCAGGAACUUCGAGCAGAGUUAUGUGGAGAUGAAUCCCCAGGAAGAGAGAGUACUCCCAGAUAGCAUUCAGGACAUCUGGGAUCGCUUGAAUGACCCAGACUACCAGGGAUGGAGAUCUGUCAAACCUAAGUCCUUACUGGACAAUUGCUAUCGCACCUUGCUCUGCCUGUUCAAAGACUGCUUCGUAGAAGACAAGGACCCGUAUGACUAUUGCAACAGGCUCCACUGGAGAAGAGAAAAAAUACAGACUCCUCAGCCAACUUGAGAGGAACUGCUUGUGUGCACAUACGUGCGCGUGUGGUUUUGAGUGUUAUCCGGAAUGUCAUGCAUGUUAAGUGUUCUGCAUAUCACUGGGAUGUGAGUUACUUAAAUGAGGAUUAUACCUGAAAACACACGGGCUACAGACUCGCAGAAACGCUUCUCUCCCGCCACAACCCAUCCACCCUUCAUCACCAGCAUCUUCUGUUCUCUAAGAACAUUGGUUUUUUUACUUAUCAUGUAAACAUCCAUAGGUAUGUGUCCAAUCUGAAGGAAAGCAACUUUUUUGCGAUAGUUUGUUCUAUGUUUCUAAUUACAAUAUUCAUGACUAUGGCUAACUAUAACAUUUUAUUAUAUUUCUGGACUUACCCUGGCCAAAAGGAAUGUAAUGUUUAUAUUAAUAGUGUUCUUUAUGCUAUGUGCCAAAACAGUAUGUUAUCGUGUGUGUGUGAGAGAGAGAGAGAGAGAGAGCGAGAGAGAGGUCGCUGUGCAUGUAAUGGAAGUGAAUGGUAGAGAGUUGUGUAUGUAUAAAUUGCAUGCAGAUGUUUUUGCUGACUGCUGGCUUAGUCAGCAAAUUUCUUUUAACGCCUUUGCUGUGUGUGCUUUGAUGUAUGCUCAGUACGGACUUCGGUUUGUGGCAAAAAUUAUUCUCAACAGUAAAGUGUUUUUUAUAGCGUGAGCAAGAUAUAAAAUGUUUUUAUACAUUGUUUGAGUUAUUUAUUUUGAGUUCUACAGAAUGUUCUAGCAACUAUUGUGUCUGAAAGAUAAUGAAUAAACGUCCCUCUGUCGCCCCCA